Molecule: messenger RNA, 720 nt
Organism: Nannospalax galili (Upper Galilee mountains blind mole rat)
Lineage: Eukaryota; Metazoa; Chordata; Mammalia; Rodentia; Spalacidae
Gene: Cxcl13
Product: C-X-C motif chemokine ligand 13
Exons: 4
Coding region: 1-330 (109 amino acids)
Biological process (GO): cellular response to lipopolysaccharide; antimicrobial humoral immune response mediated by antimicrobial peptide; neutrophil chemotaxis
Cellular component (GO): extracellular region
Molecular function (GO): chemokine activity; CXCR chemokine receptor binding
Source: RefSeq, a predicted model, not a curated record
AUGAGGCUCAGCACCGCAGCCCUGCUUCUCCUGUUGGUCAGCAGCCUCUCUCCAGGACAUGGUAUUCUGGAAACCCAUUACACAAACCGGAAGUGUAGAUGUUCUAAAGGAAUCUCUACCCUUAUCCAUCCAAGCAUUGUUGAGCGGGUUCAAGUUAAACCCCCUGGAAACGGUUGCCCACAGGAAGAAAUAAUAAUCUGGACAAAGAAAAUGUUUCCUUUAUGCUUGAAUCCUAAAGCCAAAUGGAUACUAAAUGUAAUAAAACUUUCACAAAGCAAAAGUUUAUCUUCAACUCCACAAGCUCCUGUGAGUAAGAAAAGGACUUCCUGAUGCUACCAUCACCUAAACAACACCUUCAUCCUCCCUUUAUCCCUGCUCUGAAUUUUAGUUUUGUUCUUGGUUAAAUCAUUUUCAAAGAAAAUAACUUCCUCAUACAAACAAACUUGAGAGUAUAGGUAUAAAGAACCCUUCUUUUCAUACUGAACCCACAAUCUGUAGCUUGAAUUAACAAGAAAAUUAUAGGAUGUACCUCCAUUAUUUUAUAUCCUUAAGAAAAGCAAAUUUCCACAAGAGAUGAGAAAAUCUUCCUGAGAAAUUGAUGGAACUCAGCCUGACAGGAUGAGAAAGCUCAGCAUAGUAAGUCUCCUCAGGAGAAAGCCACUUGAGGAAAAUGGAUUCCUACUUGUAAAAAGUUCUUUUGUAAGAUUUAUUGUCUCACAU